Molecule: messenger RNA, 738 nt
Organism: Lichtheimia ornata
Lineage: Eukaryota; Fungi; Mucoromycota; Mucoromycetes; Mucorales; Lichtheimiaceae
Product: GTP cyclohydrolase I
Exons: 8
Coding region: 1-738 (245 amino acids)
Biological process (GO): tetrahydrobiopterin biosynthetic process; tetrahydrofolate biosynthetic process
Cellular component (GO): cytoplasm
Molecular function (GO): GTP binding; zinc ion binding; GTP cyclohydrolase I activity
Source: RefSeq, a predicted model, not a curated record
AUGGCCAACGAUAAUGAACAGCAACGAUUGUACCAGCCCAAGCCGCUUACUGCCAUCACUCGAUCCUCAUCGCAAUCGUCCUUCUUGAGCCGCCAAGACACACCUGUGGAUAUCGACGGAAUGAGUUGGCCAAGUAUAGGAUCCAAAGAAAGACGUGACGAAACGACUCAAGAUCGCGAAGAACGACAAAAAAAGAUCUCAGAGGCUGUGCGUACCAUUCUCUCUUGCAUUGGUGAAGAUCCUGAUCGUGAAGGAUUGCUCAAGACACCUGACCGAUAUGCCAAAGCAUUGCUCUUUUUCACAAAAGGAUAUGAGCAGAAUAUUCGAGAUGUUAUCAAUGAUGCUAUCUUUGAAGAAGACCAUGAUGAAAUGGUGCUUGUCAAAGAUGUGGAUGUCUUUUCGCUGUGUGAACAUCAUAUGGUGCCCUUUACUGGCAAGAUAAGCAUUGGCUAUAUUCCAAAUCGUCGUGUCGUUGGUCUCAGCAAAUUGGCGCGUAUCGCAGAAAUGUUCACCAGAAGAUUGCAAGUACAGGAGCGUGUCACAAAGCAAAUCGCCACUUCUCUUAUGGAGAUCUUACAACCCCAAGGUGUAGCCGUUGUCAUGGAAGCCUCACACUUGUGCAUGUGUAUGCGAGGAGUGCAGAAACCUGGAAGUGCCACAACAACAAGCUGCAUGAUGGGUGUUUUCCGAAGCAACCCAAAGACCCGUGAAGAGUUUCUUACAUUGAUCAGACGAUAG